AUGGCAACAGCCGCGGGUGGAGCCAUCGCCGGUCCGACGGCUUCGGCGUCACGCCGUCGGCUGCUGCUCCUGACGGCGAACUACGCCGCGCUGCUGGUGGGGUCCGUCGCGUCGAGCCUGCUGUCCAGGUUCUACUUCGCGCACGGCGGGCGCAACCGGUGGGUGGUGACGCUGGUGCAGUCGGCGGGCUUCCCGCUGCUGGUCAUCUCCGUGUUCUUCGCCGGCCGCCCUGCCGUCGCGCCGCGCCCGUUCACGUGGUUCUCGAGGCGGUUCCUCACGGUAUGCCUCGUCAUCGGCGCGCUCAUGGGCGCCAACAACCUGCUCUUCUCGUACAGCACGUCGUUCCUGCCGGUGUCGACGUCGUCGCUGCUGUUGUCGACGCAGCUGGCGUUCACGCUCGUGCUGGCCGCCAUCAUCGUCCGCCACCCGCUUACCUUCGUGAACCUCAAUGCCGUCGUCCUCCUGACCAUCAGCUCCGUGCUCCUGGCGCUCCGCUCGGGGGACUCCGGCGAGAACCCCGAGGGGGGCAGCGCGGCGCACUACUUCGUCGGAUACGUGGUCACGCUGGGCGCCGCGGGGCUGUUCGCCGCGUACCUGCCCGUCAUGGAGCUCCUGUACCGCCAGGCCGUGUCCGGCGGGUUCGUCCUGGCCGUGGAGGUGCAGGCAGUGAUGCAGGCCAUGGCCUCGCUGGUGGCGGCGAUCGGGCUGGCGGCGAAGGGCGGCCUGGACUGGGACGUGGCGCGUUGGAAGGGCUCGGCGGCGCUGUACUGGGCCGUGGUGUCGACGCUGGUGCUGACGUGGCAGGCGUGCUUCAUGGGCACGGCGGGCGUGAUCUACCUGACGUCGUCGCUCCACAGCGGCGUGUGCAUGACCGCCGUGCUCACGGCGAACGUGCUGGGCGGCGUCGUUGUGUUCGGCGACCCGUUCGGCGCCGAGAAGGGCAUCGCCACCGCGCUCUGCGCCUGGGGCCUCGCCUCCUACCUCUACGGCGAGUACACCAAGAAGAAGAAGGAGGUGGCCGUCGCCGACCUGUCCGCUGCCGACGCCGACAGCGUCCGGAAGAGCCUCACAGCAGGCAGUGGCCCCGGAGACGAGCUUGAAGCCGUCUGA
Miscanthus lutarioriparius is the source of this 1110-nucleotide messenger RNA. The record is from the annotation of a GenBank genome assembly. Lineage: Eukaryota; Viridiplantae; Streptophyta; Magnoliopsida; Poales; Poaceae.